UUUGCAGAAAAUCUCUGCCUGACACAAUAUGGGUCGGGUAGAUUAGUCAGUGAGGAUAACAAAACAUUUCGGAUGCCUCCGUCACGUGGAUGUGAGCGGUCAAUUUCACCCCAAAACAACUAUCUUCCUCGCUAUCUCGUAGUCAUGCAUGCCUGGUUGCGUCUUCAAUGCCCUGGGUGGUGGUCCGUGAAUCAUGCAGACGCAUGCGCUGUGGCGUCGCUGCUGCAGAGCGCUCGCCGAGCAGACUACGCUAUCAAGACAACACUCAUGCAGACGUAGAGCCACUAUUUCAGCACCACGGCUGUCCACCAUUGCAUGUCUGUGUUCAAUAGGUCAUCGAUUAUGGAAGCGCCGUGUGCUAACGCACUUGGUCUCUGACGUAUGUCAAGGUUCGCAACUUAUGCUACUAACAGCUUGAGGGCGUGCACAGACUACAGAACAAAUCAAGCCAGAUAAUUACCGCUGGUGUCCGCCCCCUUCUCCUGGCCGUUGUUAGUGUGUGUGUGUGUGUGUUCAGAGGGGGCAGCCAUGCCUCUGGUGAAGAGGAGCAUCGAGCCACGGCACCUGUGCCGACGGGCCCUGCCGGACGGGGUGACCAGCGAACUGGAAUGCGUCACCAACAGCACCCUGGCGGCCAUCAUCAAGCAGCUAGGGGGUCUGAGUAGACAUGCUGAAGACAUAUUUGGGGAGCUGUUCAAUGAGGCCAACAGCUUCUACAUGCGAAUGAACAGCUUACAAGAGAGAGUUGAUCAGUUGGCCGUCAAAGUAACACAACUUGACUCCACAGUGGAGGAGGUGUCGCUGCAGGACAUCAAUAUGAGGAAGGCCUUCAGGAGCUCCAUCAUACAGGACCAGCAGGUGGUGUCCAGAAACUCCAUCCUCAACUCAGUCCUGGAGAUGUACCACCGCUGUGACAAGCCCCCACCCCUCAACAUCCUCACCCCUUACAGGGAUGAUAAGAAGGAUGGCUUGAAGUUCUACACAGAUCCCUCCUACUUCUUCAACCUCUGGAAGGAGAAAAUGCUGCAAGCCACAGAGAACAAACGGAAAGAGAAGAGGAGGCAAAAGCAAGAGCAGAAGCACCAGGAGGACCCUGGCCGUGAGGUGAAGAAGAUACGGAAGGCUCGGAACCGCAGGCAGGAGUGGAACGUGUUGGCCUAUGACAAGGAGUUCCGCCCCGACGCGCGCCUCACUCCCUCGCCCUACCACGGCAUGUCCUCUGAGGGCUCCCUCUCUCCAGACAGGUCUGGCAUGUCAGAUGAGCUCUCCUAUCCGGCCAGCCCUAACCAUCCGCCGGAGGCGGGCGGCCCCGGUGCAGACGGGAAGGACUCGGGUCCUACGCAGACCCAGUCUCUGGACCGGGCCUACCGACCCCCUGCCUCGGGUGCAGCUUCGGGCGCGGCACGUCAGCACUCUCUGGGCCGUGUGCCGUCUCACCCCCCGCCCACAGACCAGGCACUCAACGGGCCCAGACCCACCGCCGCCAAAGACUACAGUGGUCACCAGAUGCCCGAGCACUUCGUCCCGCCGGCUCCCCCUCCUCCCCCACCCCUCAUCCCCUCCGCCCAGACGGCCUUCGACAGCGCGGCCGGCGGCGGCCCCCCGACCCUGGCGCCCGGCACCGUGGCGGCCAUCUCUCGUCCCUACAGCCCCUCCCCUCCCCCCGCGCCCCCUGCCUCCUACGUCCCCUCCCCCUCGCACCCGGCCAUGGCGGGCGGUCCCCCCGUCGCCCCUCCUCCACCCCCUCCGGGCGGUCCCCCCACCCACGGCCCAUCUCCUGCCCGCUUGGCCCACCCAGCCGCCGGGGACACGCUGCCCAGGAAGGGCCAGGUGCCACUCAUCCCGAUGAGCGACGCCCGCAGCGACCUGCUGGCCGCCAUCCGCAGAGGUAUCCAGCUGCGUAAGGUCCAGGAGCAGAGAGAGCAGGAGGCCAAGAAGGAGCCGGUGGCCAACGAUGUGGCCACUAUCCUGUCACGACGCAUUGCUGUUGAGUACAGCGAGUCCGACGAGGACUCCGAGCCGGAGGAGAACGAGUGGUCAGACUGAGAAGGAGGAGAAGGAGGAGGAGUAAUGGGAGGAGGAGAAGGAGGAGGAGUAAUGGGAGGAAUGCGGGGAAUGGAGAGGAAGUCGGAAGAGAGGAGGAUGUUACCGAACCUACACACUGCUGCUAUUUCAGAAAUCAGACAUACACUGCACACACACACACACACACACACACACACACACACACACACACACACACACACCAACAUUCAUAUACGAGAAGAAGGGAAUAUGAGAAAGCACAUCAGAGAGUUAUAGAAAGAGAAAAAGAAAGCUAGAAUAGAUGAUGCAGACAGAACAGAGUUUACCAGACCAGUAUAAAUCCUGCAUUUAAAUUAGUGUAAUAGUAAAUAAUGUAUAUGUGCAUUUUGAAUAGUUUAUCUAUCUAUCAAUUCCCAAAGUUAAUAUAUUGUAUUUCAAUCAUUAACAUAGAAGUGGUCUGACAAUGAAAGAUUGAGUGAUGAGAGAGAGAGAGAUGAAGAGAGGUGUGCACUCUGAAAGUAAGCACAGAAAGGCAGUCUGCAGUAUCUGCAUCAAGCAACUAUGACAAAACAUUCAUACCAAGUGUUUUAUUCCUCAGUUGCCAAGAAUAUCUUUGUUCAAACGAUGAGUGUGUGUUUGACUUGAUGUUUUAUUUAUCAUUUCUUUUUUGAAAACUGACACUGCCAAAGCUUUGUGUUCUCCUUUAUUGGUACCCCUCCGUGGUCCAGAGUCCGGUAGAAGAAAUCCGAAAUGUCGGAUCAUUUGCACAGGUCAGUCCGUGAACACAUAAUGUGCCCUACUGUAUUUGCUUGUGGUCCAGCUCUUGUGAUAUAGCGCUACCGCGUUGGGACCCUAAAUCUGUGACUACCGGUACACACACACACACACACUCACAGUGACAGCUGCAGACUCACCCUCUGAAGUCUGUUGGCCUCCUGUUAAAUGAAAGGUUUGGCUAGCUCAGCAUCAAUCUGUCAAAUUCCAGUUACUUCAGCUCUAGCAGUAUUCUAAAUGUUUGAAUGGAAUUGUCUUCACUUUAAUUAGGAUAAUAUAUACCCUUCACAAGGGUGAUUAUCCUUAGUGAAAAUCAAGACAGACCAGAUCAAAAUGGAGAAGAGUAUUUCACUGAGAUGUGAGAAUGAAGCUUGUGUUCAAAUAGCAUUUCAUUGUGUUUCUGGGUCUCUCUGUGAUGGCAGACGGGUGGGCUUGGCACCGUUGGGAGUAGACCAUUAGUUCUGUUGCAUUCAGCAGUCUCGUCCAUCUGUACAAAAGACCAGUGUAGGGCAGUUGCCGUACUAACGCAGUUGGAGCCCAUCUCUCGCAUUCUGUGUAAAACCGAACAGGUGACGUCAUAUCAGUAGUACAUAUACCUCAAACCCUGUGUGAUCUCUUCACUAUACUGUGAGCCAGGGAAGCUUCUCACACGCCACAGCUGCUCUCACUGGUCUGUGCUUUCCUUUGGAGUGAAAAGUGCAAAAUAAAGGAGACAAAGUGGCCUUCUAUUAACAUCUACCGUAUUUUCCGGACUAUAAGUCGCACCAGAGUAUAAGUCGCACCAGUCAAAAAAUGUGUCAUGAAGAGGAAAAAAAACAUAUAUAUAAAUAUAUAUAUGUUGCACCUGAGUCGCAGGACCAGCCAAACUAUGAAAAAAGUGUGACUUAUAGUCCGGAAAAUACGGUAAUUUUUAAAUCAUAAUUAUUACAUAAUCAUAAUUAGCUGCAGCCUUAAUCAGUAUUAGUUCAAUAAGAUAUAUCUGCUCUAUGUAAAGAAUUACUAUGAGAGUGGUUUAAAAUGAUUAAUAUUUCACCAGCAUCACACCAGUGAACUUAUAAAAUAUAGUCUAUGUGCAAUAUAUCUGUCUUAGACGAAAGGCGAUUUAAAUGUUAUUUGGGCCUUUGAAACCAUUUAUUUUGGACUUAUUCGAUAUCUACUCCAUUGUUGAAUAAUAUAUUGCACGUGGUUGAUGUUUGAUGGGAGAGGCAGUAGUGUGGCUUAGCUACCCUUUGGCUUUUAUGUAACGCACAGCGAUUUGUAGGGUUGACUGUUGACUAACUCAUACUAUAGCUGUCAGCCAAACACCUCCGUUUCUUCUGUUUUUCUUUAUGAAAAAAAGGCUUUUUCGUUUGUAACUUUGCUCUGUUGUUGACAGUGUUGUGGUGAAUAUUGAUACCCUUACUAACAGUGAGUAAAAUCCUUUGUUGUUUUUUUCUCAUAACUCUAUAAAAAUAUGGUGGAUAGUGACUGUAUGGGGAAUACUUUGCCAUGUUAUUUUAUUACUUCUGUAACAGUUGAUUUCUCCCUUCAAGCAUAUACUGUGUAGACAAUAGAUCUGAUCCCACUGUGUGUGUGUGUGCGCCUGUGUUUGUGUGUGUGUGUGUGUGUGUGUGUGUGUGUGUGUGUGUGUGAGAGAGAGAGAGAGAGGGAG
Messenger RNA from Alosa alosa (allis shad), 4450 nucleotides. Its product is annotated as wiskott-Aldrich syndrome protein family member 3. The record is from RefSeq and is a predicted model, not a curated record. Gene Ontology annotation, biological process: actin cytoskeleton organization; positive regulation of Arp2/3 complex-mediated actin nucleation. The transcript has 10 exons. Gene Ontology annotation, molecular function: actin binding; Arp2/3 complex binding; protein kinase A regulatory subunit binding. Gene Ontology annotation, cellular component: cytoskeleton. NCBI's taxonomy places the organism in Eukaryota, Metazoa, Chordata, Actinopteri, Clupeiformes, Clupeidae. The coding region runs from base 529 to 2046 and encodes 505 amino acids.